AUGAAGUCACGGAAUCCAGAUGUCUCUUUGCAGACGCUGUCGGCAGCUGACGGGUUCCUCGCUGGGCUCAUCUACCUUACUGCAACGAAACAAGCCACUACCCAAGGCCGGGCCACUGAUUCUUUUACCCACACAAGCCAAUCGUGGAAAUGCCUUGAAAAUAUUUGGAUCAAUCUCGAAAGUAUCCAGAAUCGCACAUUAGAGCUGGUUCCCAGAUUGGGUCUCAGAGGUAUCAACAAUACCCUCGACUCUUUCAUCAACCCCGUACUGUUCUUCCAGGCCGCUGUUUUGUCGCUUCGAAACACUUUAAUUGGCCAACCCCCAAGCACUUUAGGGGACGUUGUUGCUCUCUUCUGUUUGUCGCACGUGGUGUCAUGUCAACUAAGAAGCAGCCACAAUUCGGAGAUCAGUGAUACUCACUUUUACAUUGAUCAAUGGGAAAAUGCCAUCAGCAGAUAUGAUCAUCGGCAAGCAUUCGCCAAUCUGAUUCGGGCAUUAUUCCCGGAAAUAACGACCCCGUCCCCGGCUUCAGGGUUCUUACAACCUGCUGAACUUGUAACCGCAGACUACAUCGACCCCCUUCACUUCAUGCACCAGAAUGUACCACUUGAACUACCACCACACCAAGAUGACUUCCUCUUGGGCUAUCGUUUAGAUUACAGCGAUGCGACACCUUGCUUACUCAGUAAACCAGAGUCCAGACAUGCGGAUGAAGCAGCACAGAACGGCUGUUACUUUAGUGGGGAGACCCAGCUUACAGGGCUCCAGACUUCAGCUCCGCUAGGCCCACGCGGAUCGGCCCUUGUCACUAAUUUAACACUUUUUCUCGAACAAUGCGGAGACCUGUUCCAGAUCCUUUCCGGGCGUUGGGUGACGGCAAAGCACCAGUACUCACCUUCGUCCGCUCUCAAUCAGGCAAGGCCCCAGAGCAAUGAUGUCAAGCCAUGCAUACAACGCAUGCGACAAGAUGAAUAUUUUCAAGAUCCAUUCUCAUUGGGCAUUCUCUCUAUUGUCGAUACAUUCACCCAGCUCGGGUACCUGCAAACCCUCGAAGAUGUCCAAGAGUACAUGAUCAUCGUCGGCAAGAGAAUUUGUGAAAUAUUGUCCAUUGGUAGUGAAUGCUCUCGGGAUGAUUUCACUCUCUGGCUCAAGAAGCCCCUCUGCGCAGCCCAUUACAGGGCCAGAGCCAAGGAGGUUCUCGUGUUCCGUAUGUCGGAAAAGGUUCACAAGGAGAAGCAAUAUGCAACGACACAGGAACAGCGUACACAGACAUGA
This is a messenger RNA of Fusarium redolens, 1275 nucleotides long. RefSeq lists its product as uncharacterized. The record is from RefSeq and is a predicted model, not a curated record. Lineage: Eukaryota; Fungi; Ascomycota; Sordariomycetes; Hypocreales; Nectriaceae. The coding region runs from base 1 to 1275 and encodes 424 amino acids. The transcript is spliced from 3 exons.